Linum trigynum is the source of this 1902-nucleotide messenger RNA. NCBI's taxonomy places the organism in Eukaryota, Viridiplantae, Streptophyta, Magnoliopsida, Malpighiales, Linaceae. The record is from the annotation of a GenBank genome assembly.
CACUUAAGCACGACAUUGCCCUCAAUGGAGCAUAGGGAGAGAGAAGGGGAACGAUGUUACCGGAUUGAAAUGCUGCAGGAGACUGGUAGUGGACCAGUCAGCGGGGAACAAAUGGAACGAACGGGCAGUUCUGCACUAAGGGAACAUCAAGAACACACUAGCACACCGUGCGUUAGGGAUCAGAGUUGACCAGAUGGCCACAAAACAAACAAUCCACAAAAGAAACCAAAAGGACAAAAACAAACGACAGACUCAAUUCAAGCUCCUCAAACAACAUAGACCCUUUAGUUUGCAUCUAUUUCUUUCCUUGUUUGUUUGAACUUGAUGAGUGCCUCGAUCAAGAUACAGUUAAUGAAAUAGUGGGAUGAGUUGAUGGGAGUGAAUAGUGGGUGUUCAGACAUGUGGGAAGGGAAAACAUCAAAACAAUGUAGCUUACUAGCUUGGGGAAUGGUUUGAGGUGAUGGACGAAGAAGCAGUAGGGUUGGGGUCUAGGGACGUGAAGAGAAAUAAAGAAGGAAAAGGCCACACGACCAAGAGAGAGAGGGGAGGAGUAGAGAGUUUGGAAGAUUAUUGAUUAAUUGUUGGUUAUUACUUAAUAUCCAAAAUAAAAAUCAUACGGAGACUUAUAGUAUCUGUUCCUAACAACUACUACAGUCUACAAGAAUCCCAUAUCUCCCAAAUAUUACCAAGAAUCAUCAAAUCCCCUAAAAUCCAAUUGAAUAUACUCAAAUAAUAAUGAUAAUGGCGUACUUAAAAUAAUAAACUGGUGACACGUCAUCAAUCUGUGCAUCCAUCAAUCCCCAUCACUUCAGAACAAUCUCGCUCUCAAGGUUGAUGAUCCAUGUUGGCCUUGCUAGCUUCUGCCGCCACUUCCUCUGCUUCGGUUGGCCCCAGUCGGAUCAAACAUGGGAUUGAACCAAUCCUGGUGGCCAUGGUCGAUUCAGCCCGUCGCCUUGAUUCCAUCUUUGGUCGACCCUCGAUGUCCCUCCACCACUAUGCCCAACAUGACAGGUCGGUCGUCUCGUGUGCACCGCCACCUUUGCCUCCGCUCCGGCUCCUUACCCGGUCUUCUCUUGCGGCGCUUUCCUUGGAGGAGGCUAGAGAAUUUCAGCGGUGGUCUCCCGCCUGUCCAACAAUGACCGUCGCAGCAUACCUAUUGCCCAGGUUACCCGUCGCCGCCACGCCGCUAUUGUCGCGGAGUGUCAAGGUGGCCUAUAUCAGGGCUGCAAAUCCAUGUUCCAUGAUAGUGUCUGGUGACCCACGACCUUGUCCUUGCUCCGCGACUGCCGUUGUCUUUUGUCCUUGUUCCAAUAGCUUGUCCAGUUUGGCCAUCAGACCCUCUUGUCCUUCAGCCAGUUGUCCGAUUUUGGCGUACACCACCCGAACGUCUGAGUUCUUCUUGCACGUGGGCUAAUCCAAAUGAAGGCGUCUGCUAUCCUUUCGUCUUGCUCAUGUUUCUGGUCUCUACUGUCAUAAAAUCGUCACCCUAAACAGACUUUGACCAACUAAUGAAUGCUUGCUGCUGUUGCUUGCUGCUGCUUCCAUGAAUUACGCGAGCUGUCGUCUGAAGUUGUGCUGCUCUUUCAAGUUCAACUCAUUGCCAUGCUGCUCUCAACACCGCCAUCACAAAAGAAGGAAGGAAGCGCAUGAGGUUAUUGGAGGAGAAGACAUCGACAUGCCACAUCGAUCGAAGGCAUUCCUUAAAAUUGAAUUAUCGAGUGGCGCUGACCCAAAUAAAUCAACCAAAUGCAUGGAAGUGUGGCGCCAUUUGUUUGUAAAUAAAACGCACAGGGCAGGCAGCAACAACAAGAAUAAUAAUAAUAAUAUUUAAUUAAUACGUGACAUCCUCAUAUUGUCGUGUCGUUUAAUUUGGAAAGCUAGUAAUCAACGUUCAAAUUUUUU